CAGGACUUUGCUUGUCAGGCCCAUCAGCUACAAAUUCCUUUCCUUUCCCAAUCCCAUCAUUCAUUCUCAACAUGUCCCCCUCUCAUUGUUUCCUCCUCUCCAUCCUCUUGCUUCUUUUCUCAAUCCUCCAUACUCCCUCCGAAGCUUCUUCCUCCCCCACCGAACUAGUGGUCAAGAUCUGCAAGCGUACUUCAAAUUACUCCUUCUGUGUGGAGUCUCUUUACUCAGACUCGCACACCUCAAAUGCUGAUCAAUACACACUGGCCUUCACUGCAGUGAGAUUAGCUUAUGUAUUCGCCAAUAGCACCCGAGCUCACAUAUCUCAACUCCUCAAGAAUGAUUCCCAGCACCGGAAACCUCUCCAGAGAUGCAUCCUCGGCUAUGACCAGGCUGUUUCUGCUCUUGAAAAGGCAUACAACGACUUGAACUCUGAGACCUUCUUCGAGUUGGCUGAUUUCGCGGAUCAAGCUGCUGCUUCUGCUAAUGAUUGCGAGGCUGCUUUUCAAGGAAACCCGUCGCCACCAUUGGGCAACAGGAAUAAGGAUUUAAAAGGCCUGUGUGAAAUCUGUGGAAUCAUUGGUAAAUUAUUUACUGGACAGUAAUUUGCGAUUGUUUCCCUGUUCUUGUGAUUGGAUUUUGGUAAUAAGGUCAUUCUGUAUUGUUGAGUCGUGUGUGUUCCAGGACCAAGCAAAGGUAUGUGCUUGGCCGUCCUUUUCGGUAGCACAGCAAUCGAUCUGCGGGUAGAAAAUCUCGUUCGGUUUACAACUGGAAGAUGUUGGACGCAUCCUUAAGGCCAAAACUAUGUGGACCGAUAUACAUGUAUAUCUAAAUCUAUAUCCUGACAAAUUGAUAUUAUGCUUUAACGUGAUUCAA
This is a messenger RNA of Manihot esculenta (cassava), 873 nucleotides long. RefSeq names its product pectinesterase inhibitor 8. The transcript has a single exon. The record is from RefSeq and is a predicted model, not a curated record. Bases 72 to 602 code for a protein of 176 amino acids. NCBI's taxonomy places the organism in Eukaryota, Viridiplantae, Streptophyta, Magnoliopsida, Malpighiales, Euphorbiaceae. Gene Ontology annotation, molecular function: enzyme inhibitor activity.